UUGCUUUACUUUGGGUGACAUUAUCAUACAGUGAAGGAUUAUCUUAUAAUGGUUCUGUUUGUGGUCAUUUCCUUUGUUCUGCUGUUCCUCCUUUUCUGUACCCUAUUGGAUGACCUAUAUCUCAUCAAAUUCAAAAGACUACCCCCUGGGCCACUCUCCCUGCCUAUUAUAGGGGGAUUGCACUUGCUGGGUCGAGAACCUUACAAGAGUGUCCAAAAUAUGGCUGCCAAGUAUGGUGGCAUCUUAAGCUUACGUCUUGGGAUGCAAGAAAGAUUUGUUUACGUGGUGGAUCCUGAACUUGCAAAACAGUUGCUUAGCUCGGAGUAUUUGGCAGACAGACCACGAUUACCAUUCUUUGAUGUAUUAUCUAAGGAAGGCCAUGGUAUCGGUUCUCGACCCUAUGAUUUCACAUGGAAGCUCCACACCAGAAUAAUCUACAGUAGCAUCAGUAAACUGAUACAAACUCAGCUGGACAAUAUUUUACAGAAUUCUGAGGAACACUUAUUCAAAAUACUUGAAGGUAAAAAGGGUGAGCCUAUUUUACCAGAGACAGAAAUUCGUACAGCUGUUUUGAUGACCAUGGGCAGGUUUAUUUUUGGACACGAAUAUGCCUCAGCGGAUGACCCUAAACUGCAGCUCAUUCUUUGGUUAAAUGAGGAGACAAUGAAGGGUCUCCAACCCGUGAACCUCAUCAAUCUAAUCCCUGGUUUACAGUAUAUCAGUCUGCCAUUUUAUCCAAAUUACAGGAACUUAAAAAAGGCUAAAGAAAGAUUUCUAAAUGAUGAAUUUGAAAGCCACAAAAGAAAUUUCGAUGGCCAUGCACUAGACAUUAUGGAUAUGAUAAUAAAGGAAUUGGAGGAAGAUGAACAUGACAGUAUGAAAUUCCGACAAAAACAAAGGAAAGAAUUCCUUCUACCCCAAAAUUUUCUGAUGUCCAUAUUUACAUUGAUUGUUGGAGGGGAACAAACUCUGUCAUCCAACUUACUAUGGUUACUGCUGUACACAGCAAAGCAUCAGGACUGCCAAGAGAAAAUACUGAGAGAGCUGCGAAAUAAUGACAUAGUACCAACCGACUUCGUACAAUUUCACAACAAACAAAAAUUCCCAUAUACAACUGCCUUUUACAAGGAGACCAUGCGAUUUGUCAGCACAUCUUAUUUUGGAAUUCCCAGAACCGCCUCUGCCGAUAUCCAUGUUAAUGGAUUCACCAUCCCUAAAGGUACGACAGUUUUUCCAAACUUUUGGAGCAUAAAUCACAAUGAAAAAUAUUGGUCCCAGCCACAUGAAUUUCAACCAGAACGAUUUCUUGAGCUUAAAAAUCUACAUUCACCAAACAUUCCAGGCUUUAUCAUCUAUGGAUAUGGCCGUCGGCCUUGCAUUGGAAGUCAAAUAGCCAGGGCUUGUUUGUUUUCAUUUCUCUGCAAUACUGUAAAUAAAUUCCAUGUUUCCCUUCCGCCUGAUGAGGAACCUGACAUGAGAGGCCAUACCCAAUUGGUUAUCGAGCCCCCAAAAUUCAAGCUGAUCUUCCAAAAACGCAGUUAACUUUUUAGCUGUACAGUUGAACUUUGGUAUCUUGAACAAUGAUAUCUCAAAUACCAUGGAUAUGUGGAACUGAUUUGGAAAUCCAAGCCACUUAGUCUUUAAAUAUUUUACCCUCGAUAUCUCGAAUCAUCAGAUAUCUCGAAGUUUUUUCUCUGUCCCAUCAAGUUUGAGAUGACGAGGUUUGACUGUAUUUCAAUCUUACAGAGACAUCAACAACAAUGAAUAAGAAUUAUUUACCAUGAAAUGAUACACGUAUCCUGCUUUAUCAUAUGACAUUUGGUGUAAAUGAGAAUAAGA
Saccostrea echinata is the source of this 1839-nucleotide messenger RNA. RefSeq names its product steroid 17-alpha-hydroxylase/17,20 lyase-like. Gene Ontology annotation, biological process: progesterone metabolic process; hormone biosynthetic process. The record is from RefSeq and is a predicted model, not a curated record. The transcript has 8 exons. Lineage: Eukaryota; Metazoa; Mollusca; Bivalvia; Ostreida; Ostreidae. Bases 49 to 1542 code for a protein of 497 amino acids. Gene Ontology annotation, molecular function: steroid 17-alpha-monooxygenase activity; iron ion binding; heme binding.